Molecule: messenger RNA, 1983 nt
Organism: Spodoptera littoralis (African cotton leafworm)
Lineage: Eukaryota; Metazoa; Arthropoda; Insecta; Lepidoptera; Noctuidae
Source: the annotation of a GenBank genome assembly
AUGUCUCAACACGAUCUUUCCUGUGGCUUGGAAUAUACGUGUACUCCAGAUAUACAAGCAUGUUUAACGGAGGCUUUGCGCAGUAAUUACUCUUUUGUAGUCACACCAGUAGUCCAUCCACGAUUUCGGAGACCUUGCACAGGUCCCGGUAAGGUUGGUGGCUUUACAAGAUCAGAUAUGACCCUGUCCCCUAAUGACUGGACUACAAGGGUAGUAGGAAGGUUGUCCCCUUACCUGAACGUGGAUUCCCAGUCCCCGAUCGUCCGGCAACGUCAUGAAGACAUCAUGAAUGAAGAACUAAAUUACUGUAAAGGUCUUGGUCUGCCAGCUAUUAUGGUGUCUGUUCAUGGUAGAGAAUCUAAUAACUUAACUAGAAUUCUCAAUACAUAUUUUGAUUCGAGUCAUCAUCCUUCUUUAAUAUGGGCCCGAGUACCAAUGUUGUGUAGUAAAACAUUGAAAGAAUGUGGAAAUGAAGGGGAUGAGGCUGCCCCCUUCAAUGAGCCUUGGCUGUGGUGGUCCAAGUUCCAUGAACGCUUGGAGUACGACAAGCGUGUGGCAGUAGCCCUGGAACUUUCAGCUGAUUUGCCACCCGAAGAUGUGAUAAAAAGAUGGUUAGGCGAACCUGUGAAGGUGGUUGUUAUACCUACAUCUCUUUUCUCUACCAACAAGAAAGGAUUUCCAGUGAUAUCACGGGCUCAUCAACAGUUGGUAAUAAGUUUAAUUGAGCAUGAGGCUCAGGUCCUAGUGACAGGGGCUAGAAGGUCCAAUGUAGAGCACUACAUCCAGUUUAUGUACAGGAUCUGGAAGCGAAAACCUUACUUAGGCGAUGAUCCUAUGUUAAGUUAUGCUAGAGGGUGGGAAGAUUACCUACAGACACCACUUCAACCUUUAGCAGAUAAUUUGGACACACAUACUUAUAAUGUUUUUGAAAAGGAUCCAAUCAAAUAUGACCAAUACCAAAAAGCUAUUGCACAAGCUUUGACUGAUUUGCAAAAGGGACCAUAUAAUGUGAUUAAUACUGAUGUUGGUACAGCAAACGCAGAAGAGGUGGGACAAGGUGAUAAUGUGGAUAGCAAAAAGAAAACAUAUACAGUGAUGGUGCUAGGAGCUGGAAGAGGACCAUUAGUGAGAGCUACACUAAAUGCAGCUGAUAUUACAAAUAGUAAAGUUAAGGUCGUAGCUGUGGAAAAGAAUCCUUGUGCUGUGGUAGUGUUAGCAGCUCAAGUACGUGAGGUAUGGCGAGACAGGGAUGUUGUCGUCAUACCUGGUGACAUGAGGCAGAUCAAUCUAUCACCAAAGGCUGACAUCAUUGUUUCAGAAUUGCUAGGAUCAUGGGGUGAUAAUGAAUUAUCUCCGGAAUGUUUGGAUGGGGCUGCAGGCCUCCUGAAGCCAGGAGGUAUAUCAAUACCUUGUCAAUACAGAUCUUAUGUGGCACCCAUUUCAUCACCUCGUUUAUGGGCAGCAGCUAAAGUUGCUUCCUCUGUUGCUCAGUCCAAUCAUAAAGAUAAAAAUCUGGAAACUCUAUGGGUGGUUUAUAUGCAGAAUAAACAUGAUAUUGCUGAGACAAAGCUUGUUUUCACAUUUGAUCAUCCUGCAAAAGGUGUAAGGGACCAUGAAGGACAGGAAUCGGUGGAUUACAGAGGAUUGCCCGAGACAGACAAUAGAAGACAAGAAGUAAUAACUUGGGAAGUCCAACAAGAUAAUGUGAUGCAUGGAUUUGGAGGAUACUUUGAUUGCACCUUGUAUGGAAAAGAAAUGAUUAGCAUAGUACCUUCCACACACAGUCCGGGAAUGAUAUCAUGGUUCCCAGUGUUCAUUCCAAUAAAGACACCCCUUCGUGUACACAAAGGUGAAACAAUAACAGCAAGAUUUUGGCGCUGCACCGAUUCCCGCAAAGUGUGGUACGAAUGGAUAGUGGAAGUGGGCAACCGUUCCACUACCCUGCACAACCCUAAUGGCAGAAGUUCAGAAAUGAAAUUGUGA